Molecule: messenger RNA, 1711 nt
Organism: Apis laboriosa (Himalayan honeybee)
Lineage: Eukaryota; Metazoa; Arthropoda; Insecta; Hymenoptera; Apidae
Product: ubiquitin carboxyl-terminal hydrolase MINDY-3 homolog
Exons: 5
Coding region: 222-1631 (469 amino acids)
Biological process (GO): protein K48-linked deubiquitination
Molecular function (GO): calcium ion binding; cysteine-type deubiquitinase activity; K48-linked deubiquitinase activity
Source: RefSeq, a predicted model, not a curated record
CCAUCUUAUAUAUUUACUAACUAUGCAAUAUCUAAAAUGGCGAAGUACUGGGUGAUUGUUUCUUUCACUAAAUAGGUUAUACAAUACAAUUGUAAUUGGCAGAAAUAAUAAUAAAAUAAUUUGAUUCGAUAGAAUUAUAAAAGGGUAUUAUGAUUAUGUUGAAAUAAUUUGUAUUUGUGCAACACCUUAAUGUUCUAAUAAUAAAAAAAAACACGUGGAUAAUGGCUGAAAAUGUCGUUCAGUGCGAUGAUGAGUUUGUACAUUCCAUCAAGACAUUGCUCUGGGGUAAUAGUAUUAAAAAAGAUGUUUUCAAACGAUGGGCUCAAGGAUUUUAUUUUAGUCCCGAUGAGCCAACAGCAUUGAUACAAACAGAAGGUGGUCCUUGUGCAGUAAUAGCUCCUGUUCAAGCCUUUAUUUUAAAGGAAUUAUUAUCAGAGACUGAUGUUUCAGCUUGGAAAAAUAUAAAUUUAGAUACAUGUUAUCAACUCCUUGUACGGGCUUCUAUAGAAAUUUUAAAACAGGCAGCUGGGGAAAAAGUUCCAAAAUUUUGUAUUGUUUUCAUGGAUUGUAAAUUUUCAAAUGAAGACAAUGGAAGGAAAACCAAAUGGGUAGAAAAAAUACCAGAAAUUGAAAACCGUGAAACAGAAAUAAAUGUAGCAAAUAAUGAAAAUCAAGAAACAAAAAAAAAAAUAUUACUGAUGGAAAUGAAUGAAGAAUGCAGAAGUGUAGAUUCCGAUCUUUUUCAUUCUCAAUUGAGACUUUUUACAACUAAUACCUCUGAACAUGUGGAAGAGUUUUUUUUAGAGAGGUUAGAGAUGUUAAAAGAUCGAUAUGGAAUUUUGUUGCUUCUUUAUAGUAUAAUUGUUACAAAAGGUGUAACUGAAAUUCGUUCAGAAAUGUCUGAUCCAUUAGAAUCAAUGAUUGAUUCAACAUAUGGCUAUGGAAAUCAGAGUCUUAUAAAUUUAAUGCUUACGGGAAGAGCAGUUAGUCAUGUAUGGGAUCACGAUCAAGAUGUUGGAGGAUUGAAAUUACGAGGAAUAGAUACACAAAAUGCAAUAGGAUUUCUUGCACUUCUUGAACAUUUGUGUUAUUGUGAAGUAGGAACUUUUUUAAAAUCUCCAUCAAAUCCUAUUUGGGUGUUGGGUUCAGAAACUCAUUUGACUGUACUGUUUUCUACUGAAAAGAAACUUGUGAGUCCUGAAACACCUGCGGAUCAAGCAAAGAGAGUUUUUAGAAAAUUUGAUCCAGAGGGAAAUGAUUUUAUUCCUGCUAAUUUGUUACAAGAUGUUCUUGCUGAACUUGGAUUGGUUACAGAUUCAGAUUAUGUCAAUGUAAUGAAGAAAAAAUUGGAUAGUGAAAAUUUGGGAAUUAUUUUACGUACUAAUUUCAUGGAUGAAUUCUUUCCUGAAGAGCCGCGAACAUGCCCAGAUACAUUUCCGUUGUAUCAUUAUAAUGGUCUACAACAUAGCAAUCCAGAAAAUAAAGUGAUAUAUCAUAAAGGUCAAGCUGUGUUACUAGAGUGUACUAUCAAGGGUAUUAUGGAAAGUAAUCCUAUGUUAACAGUACUUCAAACAAAGUGGCCCAGAAUUGAAAUUCAAUGGGAUAUUGGUCAGAAUCCGAGCCUUAAUUAAUAAAUUCUGCUGAUGUUUUAUUUUUAACAAUACUAUUAGAAUUGUUAUGCAAGAAAAUAAAUAACAAAACUAUAAAAGAG